Molecule: messenger RNA, 1848 nt
Organism: Daucus carota subsp. sativus
Lineage: Eukaryota; Viridiplantae; Streptophyta; Magnoliopsida; Apiales; Apiaceae
Product: CBL-interacting serine/threonine-protein kinase 24
Exons: 15
Coding region: 211-1509 (432 amino acids)
Biological process (GO): protein phosphorylation; signal transduction
Molecular function (GO): protein serine/threonine kinase activity; ATP binding
Source: RefSeq, a predicted model, not a curated record
AAUCAAAUGUAUAUUCGCAUAUACUUACAAUUAAGUUUAAAAAAACACAUAUUUACUUUUGACACAUCCAGUUGAGCUGUACCGGAGUUUGUUAGCUUUCCGAUCACACUGCCGGAGCUCAUUUUUUCGAUCACAUAUCUUCGUUCUCAGUUCAAUUUCUCUUUCUCUAACAAAAACUAGGUGGAUUGUGUGAAAUGAGAUUUUGUUAGAAUGAAUAAAGGAACGCGAAAGGUAGGAAAGUAUGAAGUCGGCCGAACGAUUGGCCAAGGAACUUUUGCCAAAGUUAAGUUUGCUAAAAAUACCGAGACGGGCGAGAGCGUUGCUGUUAAAGUUAUGACCAAGAGCACGAUACUCAAACACAAGAUGGUUAAUCAGAUCAAAAGAGAGAUAUCUAUAAUGAAAAUCGUAAGGCAUCCCAACAUAGUCAGGCUAAAUGAGGUUUUGGCAAGUCAGACGAAAAUAUAUAUUGUUCUGGAGUUUGUGACUGGGGGAGAGCUUUUUGAUAAAAUAGUUAAUCAGAAAAGGCUUUCAGAACAAGAAUCUAGGCGAUACUUUCAACAGCUUAUAGAUGCAGUAGCACAUUGCCACAGUAAGGGUGUGUACCAUAGAGAUUUAAAGCCUGAAAAUCUUCUUCUUGAUUCUGAUGGAAACUUGAAGGUCUCUGAUUUUGGACUAAGUGCAUUGCCACAACAAGGUGUUGAGCUUCUUCAUACAACUUGUGGAACUCCAAAUUAUAUUGCACCCGAGGUGCUAAGCCACCGAGGCUAUGAUGGUGCUGCUGCUGAUGUUUGGUCUUGUGGAGUCAUAUUGUAUGUUUUAAUGGCAGGAUAUCUUCCUUUUAAUGAGAUAGACCUUCCAACCUUGUAUAAAAAGGUCAGUUCUGCAGAUUUUUCUUUUCCAUAUUGGUUCUCUGCCGGUGCAAAGUCGCUGCUAAACAAAAUACUUGAUCCUAAUCCUGAAACUCGUAUUCGAAUUGAUGGGAUAAAAAACCAUCCAUGGUUCCAGAAGAACUAUGUGUCUGUAAAGCUUGCAGAAGAUGUAGAAAUCAGUUUGGAUGAUGUUUGUGCAGUUUUUGAUGACAUUGAGGAUAAAUAUGUAACGGAGCAAUCCGGAAUUUCUCAGAAUGGCCCUUUAGUUAUGAAUGCCUUUGAGAUGAUUACUCUGUCUCAAGGGUUGAAUUUAUCAGCCUUAUUUGAUAGGCGACAGGAUCAUGUCAAGCGUCAAACUCGUUUUGUUUCUCGUCAACCAGCUGAAGUCAUAAUUUCAACGAUCGAAUCCGUUGCAGAAUCAAUGACCCUUAAGGUCCAUACGCGUAACUACAAGACAAGGCUUGAAGGAAGAUCGCCCAAUAUAAAUGGACAGCUCGCUGUUGUAUUGGAGGUUUACGAAGUUGCACCAUCUCUUUUCAUGGUGGAUGUUCGGAAGGCGACUGGAGAUACACUUGAGUAUCACAAGUUCUACAAGAGCUUCUGUGCUAAACUCGAUCAUAUCAUUUGGAAACCAAAAUAAAGGACCUCAUAUGUCAUGCUUAUAACACUGACUUGUUGAUCCAGUGAUGGGGAUGUGAAGCAAAUCAUCAAGCACAUAAUUGAAUCAGAGCACUUUUUAAAAUAAAGCAGAGAGAUGUAGAUAUUUAUAUUGUGUGUUCUAGGUGAGGUGUGAGUUUAAGACGUAUGACAUUAAAUUUUGUUUCUUCAGACCUCCGAAUAUGGCUACCUACUAUGUUAAAAUGUGCCGAGUUUGUUGUAGUGAUAGGUAGUUAAACACAUCAGUGAUGAAGUCAGUUGUCUGAAUAACCUGCGAUGGGAUCAUAUUGUCAAAUACAUGCAUUACGGGCUCUUGUGAAUA